GGUGGGUAUUUGUGCCUCAGUCCCUGUGAAGGCCCUCAGUGCGCCUCCAGCCAACCACCCGCUCAGUCGACAGGCCAGGAGUUGACAGACGACCGACCAACUCACCUUCGAUUGUUGAACACCCGCACACCUGGUGAUCUGUGUCUCGGUCAGACAUGAAUAGACUGCACUUCGAUUUGAAUGUUGAAAGGUGAUUGAGAAACUGCAAACAGUUGUUGUGUACAAAGGCAGGUGGAGGGAGAGCUGUGAUCACGAUCGUCAGUCCUCGUGCCCACUGUUGUCGCCGUUGUCGUGGAGGACCUUUGAGGUGGAGAGCAGGUUCUAGGAUCACCUUUGUAUCAUGGCUGUGUCUACCUACCUGUGUCUACACCGGCGAUGUUUGUAUGUUGGUCAUAUCCAGUAGCACUGGCUGUAACUACAACAGCUCACUGUCACAAGGUACACCUGCAUUUUCUUUUCACUCCUUCAGCCUGAAUGUUUGACACACACACACGGCAGACAGCCUGCGAUCGAGGGCUUUUCCUUUGUUACCUGAGUGCAGUGAAGUGUGUCAGGGGCUCAAGACAGCUCGUUAGGUCUGGAAUCAACAAGGCAGUCGGUUACCAAGGAAACAAAUCGCCAUGACGACGUCCGACUGUGACGUCACGUUUUUCCUGGCGUCAGACGGCCGCGAGUGGGGAGACUACUGUCAAAGUGUUGUGGGCAGCUUCCCGGAAAUCGCCUACACCGUCCUCGAGGUCGACAAGCACGACCUAGACAAGCUGCCGGAUGUGACGUCAGCGUGCAGUCGCAGUCCCGUGUGGGUGUUGCUGGCGACCUCUCAGCUCCUUCGCUGUGUGCGCGAGACUUGGUUCUCCUCGCUGCUCACCUCACCUGCGGCCGCCAGCACCGUCGUCGUGGUCACCAUUGACGACGAGCGAAAUGUGCGUGACGUCUUCAGCAGUCCCCACGUGACGUCACGCUGGACAGUUCUGGACUGUGGCCAGAGGGAGGACGAGCUCCGCAAGAUGAUGGCUGCCCUGCUCAACAUCAUCGAGAACAGCCAGCGGCGUCAAGGCAAAGCUGACGUGGCCCUGCAGCUGUACCCUGAGAACAUUCGUGAACCCGGAACAAGCAUUGCCAUCGUUUUCAGUCAAGAGGUCACCAGUGAGGUCAAGGUCGUCGUGGGCUCUAGUCAAGCAUGUCCCGUCUCUCGCCUCAACUCGUGCGUCCUGACAUUCACAGCCCCAGUUAUGCCCCCUGGAACGUAUGACGUCAGUGUCAUGGUGGGCAGCCACACCCUGCACUGCGCCCUCACCUACCUGCCUGCAGACCAACGGGCCUUCGACAGUUGUCACUUCUUGCGUCAGUGUGUGGCCAUGACUGACCCGCGACCUCUCGACCUCUUCCUGGCCCACGCCGUCAGGCUGUGUCAGCAGCAAGUCAGGGACAUCUUCCUGGCCAGACGAGGUUUCUACAAGGCGCCUGGGAAACUGUUUCCAACUUCCAUUCACUUUGCGGCUGCCAACGGACUGAGUGAGUUUUGCUCAGCGUUGAUGAACAUCACCGGAAGUCGGGAGGCGAGCAGAGAGUCAACUGUCAGCAGGACAACGCGGCCGGCCUCGCUCUUGACAACGAUUUCAAGGAACUGGCGGCGACGAUUAGCAAGGCUGGUGAGCCAGAGGACACGGUGAACCCCGGCUACGUCUCCCUGAGUUCUCCAGUGCUGGACGACCCUCCACCUCCGCCUUGUUUACCUCGAGCAACCAAGUGGUCCGACGACCCCGCGACACUGGUGGGGGACAGUAGAGGGGUCAACUGCCGGCUCGUCCACGACAUUCUUCAGACAGCACCGCCAGAGGUCUGCACACAAGACCGCAGUUCGGCUCGGUGCCAGACAUGAGUGUCCUGCCAGCGCUGGACCCCAGAUGGCGACCCCAGGGUGGCUACAGGAGCCCAGCAGGUGUGAUGACCACGUCACCACCUGAGGUCCCCAGACAGCGGCUGUACCAGCCUAACAGACGAACUCACUCGGCACUUUCAAAGACCAGGUCGGUAGAAGAGGACAUGUACGUGAGCCCGCUGUGUGGCCCUCUCACCACCAGACGUCGCGCACCUCUCCUCAAAGGCCUCAGCCAAGACAGCGCCCAGA
Molecule: messenger RNA, 2131 nt
Organism: Pomacea canaliculata
Lineage: Eukaryota; Metazoa; Mollusca; Gastropoda; Architaenioglossa; Ampullariidae
Exons: 10
Coding region: 621-1673 (350 amino acids)
Molecular function (GO): signaling receptor binding
Source: RefSeq, a predicted model, not a curated record